CUUUGUCAACCCACUACUUAGCAAAUUACGUCGGGAGAUGAAUCCUACAAAUAAAAGAGCAACCAAAUCUUCCUUGUAUUAGCUCAUUGGAAUUCUUGAAUCGGGAACUUGGUGUGAGACGCGAUGAGUGCUAAAUCUUUUUCACUGGUGUGCCUGGCAACAUUGACAGCGUCUGUCUUUGUACACACAGUUCAAGGAAAAUGUUCUAUUGUCAACUGUCUCGUCGGAAUGAUGAAGUGCUCAAGAAAAGCUGACGCCGUCGGGGUAGACUAUGAAACGUUUGGGUGCUGUGAUAUAUACUUUGAUUGUGUUAGAGAGUGUGGACUGCAGACUGCAACGUGCGGCCAAUACACCUUAGGACCUGAUUAUGAAGAAGGAAACGAAACUGACAAAAGGGGAAGUUGGAAUAAGCGGGGAAGUUGGAAUAAACGCGGAAGUUGGAACAAACGCGGCAGCUGGAAUAAGAGAGGAAGUUGGAAUAAAAGAGGAAGUUGGAAUAAGCGUGGAAGUUGGAACAAGCGAUUGGACAGCGGGGAAUUGGAUGACCAGAUAUACUAUCCAGUUGAUGAAGAACAAUUACUGUAAAAAAAUAUAAACUUGCAUGUAAGAAGGAAGUUAAAAAAGCGUGUUUCUAUUGUUCAAAAUAAAAGAUUUAAGUAAUUUUGAAAUAAUGUCUGACAUAACUUUAACUGUUUCUAAAAUGAUGUUCUGUCUUAGUUUUAUUACUCAAUGGUUGAAUUUUCCUUAGAGAUAUUGUUAUUUGUGUUUUUCAUAGAUUUAAGCUGGGCCUUGGAUAUUAAACAAUGAUUUAAGACACUGAUCGAUUCCAUUUGUUAAAGCCAGUAAAUAGUCCUGCAAUUUUUAAGAAAAAAUGUAUUUAUCAGGGAGUUCAUGAUACGCGCACUUAACAUUUGGUAUUUUUGUUUGUUUGUCAUUUUUCGUUUUUUAUCAUUCGUUUUGCCAGAAGCGUUUUCUUUCUAUUAAGACAGCUAUAUUAAUUUUAGUUUGACUGUGACGCAAAAACCAGAAUAACCAAAUAAGUCUAUUAUUUUUAAUUCAAAUGGUUACGUAGGAUAUAGAAAAUAUUCGCCAAUUCAAGUUAAACUUUUCUUAUAUUGGCUAAUCCCCAUCUUGGGUAAAACUAUUUUUUCUAACUUUUAUUUGAUUAAUUUUGAGAUUUCAGGCAUAAUUUGGCAGUUUACAUAUGCUAUAUAAGAAUAUUGUACACCAGAUCUCUAAACUUUCGAAAGUUAAUAACAACAUGUGAAAUAACUUGCAUUUAUUACAUUGGUAUUUAACUAUGUGGCAUACAUUGAAAAAAAUAAAUAGGUUGCCAUCAAUUUUUGAGAUUUCAGAAAAUCGUACGCCAUUAACUUACCUAUAUCUAACGUAUCCCUUCAGAAUAACAAAUAAUUAACUCCCUUUAAUAGGUUUGACUUCGUCAAAAAAAAUUAAAAUGCUUGCCAAGCAGCAUUAUUUUGUAUAUAGAUCUAAGACCUGGAUAACUUUUAUCCCUGUGGAACAGAAGAUUUAUGAAAAGAAAUUUUGGGACAUUUAGAUUUUUAGAUAUCACGUGCGCUGUAUGUUACGUCACCACUCAUCAACACCGUAGUAACAUGACAUAUGAAAACAAUAGACAUGGGGCAAAACUGGACGUUGGUCGUUUGUGAGCCGUCAUAUCAAAACGGUCAUCUGGUUGAACUUUCGAAAUUUUACAAAACCCUUUGGUGAUUUCUAAAACUUUUUUUUUUUCUAAAGAAAAUGCAUCUAUUCUUUAUUACCUUAUGAUUAUCUCGGUACAUCGGGUAGAUAAAUCUUCAAAUUUCAUUACUUUAGAAGAGAAUUCUCGACUUUAAACUUGAAGGCAUUUUAUUCUGUGUUGCACGCUGGUCCGUUUUUACUUAGAGUAACGCAUAUAAUCAAAUAGUAACAUGGAUGCAUGAUUAUUCAUGAAUUUUGUUCUUUUGUCUCUUUUUUUUCUUUCUCUCAAAAUUAAAACUAUACUGCUGAUUGUACAAGACCUAAAAAAGUUCCUGAGAGCCUUAAUCAUUGAUAAAUUAUAUCUUAUAGAUCUAUCUACAAUUUUUCAGGAAUAAAGAGUUGAAGCUGUAA
This is a messenger RNA of Mercenaria mercenaria, 2112 nucleotides long. RefSeq lists its product as uncharacterized. Bases 124 to 585 code for a protein of 153 amino acids. The record is from RefSeq and is a predicted model, not a curated record. The transcript is spliced from 3 exons. NCBI's taxonomy places the organism in Eukaryota, Metazoa, Mollusca, Bivalvia, Venerida, Veneridae.